This is a messenger RNA of Zingiber officinale, 2785 nucleotides long. Its product is annotated as acylamino-acid-releasing enzyme 1-like. Gene Ontology annotation, biological process: proteolysis. NCBI's taxonomy places the organism in Eukaryota, Viridiplantae, Streptophyta, Magnoliopsida, Zingiberales, Zingiberaceae. Gene Ontology annotation, molecular function: serine-type endopeptidase activity. The record is from RefSeq and is a predicted model, not a curated record. The transcript has 18 exons. Bases 241 to 2577 code for a protein of 778 amino acids.
ACCAGUCUUGGCCGCCGCUAUCGCAUUGGUUCGAUUUCCGCUCCGCCUGCGCUGCUGCCUCCUCCGCCGUCGCUCCAACUGUCGCCCUUUGUCGUCGUCGCGGCGCUUUCCAAAACACUUCUCCACCGUCACCACCACUUGUUCGAUUUCUGUUCGCUGAUUCGUCUCAUCCAAGAUUCCAUCUUGACCAGUCGGAAACUGUCUGUGUCUUCGUCUGCGCAAGCAAUCUUUGCCAAGGAAAUGUCCUCCGUCGCGAUCGACCCGGCGAACGCUGAUGAGUACGCCUCGCAGUCUAAAUUGCUCCAGGAGUUCACGAACGUCCCCACCAUCGACAAGGCUUGGAUCUUUAAGUCUGGAAAUGCAAAUACCUCGCGGGCGAUGUUCAUUGUCCGGCAAGUGGAUCUUUUGACUAACAAGAAGAGGAUGAUGGUUUUGUCUUCUCAUAUCUCGAAGGCUAGUGAAGACUCUGUCGAGUUUCAAUGGUCGCCAUUUCCCGUGGAGAUGAACGGGGCGUCUGCAGUUGUCCCAUCGCCAUCAGGCUCGAAGCUUCUGGUGGUUCGUAAUAAAGAGAACGAUUCACCAACGGUGCUCGAAAUUUGGGGGCCGGCGCUAUUGGAAAAGGAAAUUCACGUUCCCCAAUCAGUUCAUGGUUCAGUAUACACCGACGGAUGGUUUGAGGGGAUUUCCUGGAACCAUGAUGAGUCAAUGAUCGCCUAUGUUGCUGAGGAACCACCUUUAGAAAAACCAGUGUUUAAUUAUUUAGGCUUCAAGAAAGAAGGUUCUUCUGAGAAAGAUUUUAAUAGCUGGAAAGGGCAAGGGGACUGGGAAGAGGGCUGGGGUGAAACAUAUUCUAAUAAAAGGAACCCUUCACUCUUCGUUGUCAGCAUCAAUAGUGGAGAAGUACGGUCUGUUAAAGGCAUUCCCAGGAGCUUAAGUGUGGGCCAAGUUGUUUGGGCUCCAUCAACUUCUAAGGCAAAUAAUUCAUUGGUUUUUGUUGGGUGGUCAAUUGAAAAUGGACCUCAAAAAACUCCAAGAAAGCUUGGAAUCAAGUAUUGUUACAAUAGGCCAUGUGCCCUAUAUGGAAUUGGUGAUCCUUUUCAGGAUCAAAGUUCCAGUGAGUCGUCAAAUGGGAAUGAAGAUGUUGUCAAUUCUGCAAUCAAUUUAACUCAAGACUUAGGUAGCGCAUUCUGUCCCCGUUUCAGUCCAAAUGGGAAGUAUUUGGUUUUUGUAUCUGCAAGGAACGCUGUUGAAAGUGGUGCUCAUAUUGCAACAGAUUCACUUCACAGAAUUGUUUGGCCUUCUGAUGGACUGCUUCAUCAUUCCCUGGAUAUCAUUGAUGUGGUCCCUGUUAUCAUGUGUCCUGAGGAUGAUUGCUUUCCUGGACUUUAUAAUUCCGAAUUUCUACCAUAUCCAUGGCUUUCUGAUGGCUCUACCAUGAUUGUUUCAUCUGUAUGGUGCAGCACCCAAGUAAUUCUUUCAGUAAAUAUUAUCAGUGGCAAAGUUUUACGUAUCAGUCCACAUGAAUCAAAUUUCUCAUGGGGUGUUCUUGCGCUACAUGGAGAUGAUAUUCUUGCUGUUUACAGCAGUCCCAUUAACCCACCACAAAUCCAGUAUGGAUGCCAUACUUCCCAGAAGGACCAAUUGAGUACAUGGACUUGGUUAGGUGUGCCUACUCCCACUUUAAGAUACUCUGAUAAGGUCAGCUCUUUGUUGUCAUCACUUAAGUUUAGUAUAUUGAAGAUUCCUGUCAGAAAUCCUUCUGCAGAACUUUCUAAAGGUGCUAAAAAACCAUUUGAGGCUAUCUUUGUGUCUCAUCCACCUUUUGCUUCUGGUGAAUCAUGCAAGCAGACUCAAGAGGAUGGCUUAUGUGCUCCAUUAAUUCUUGUCCUUCAUGGUGGACCACAUGCAGUUUCAUUGACAAACUACUCAAAGUCAUUGGCAUAUCUUUCUUCACUAGGCUAUAACUUGCUUGUGGUGAACUACAGGGGUUCACUGGGAUUUGGUGAAGAAGCAUUGCAGUCUCUCCCAGGAAGAAUUGGUUGCCAGGAUGUAGAUGACGUACUUACAGCUUUAGACUAUGUCAUUCAUAAAGGGCUUGCAAGCUCAUCUAAGGUAGCUGUUGUUGGAGGCUCGCAUGGAGGCUUCUUAACUACUCAUUUAGUGGGCCAGGCUCCAGACAGAUUUGUUGCAGCAGUUGCUCGCAACCCUGUCUGUAACUUGUCAAUAAUGGUGGGCACCACUGAUAUACCUGAUUGGUGCUAUACAGAGACCUUCGGAAAGGAAGGGAAGACUUUUUUCUCAGAAGUUCCUACGGUUGAAAAUCUUCAGAUUUUUUAUGAGAAAUCUCCUAUCUCACAUCUUCCAAAGGUCAAAACGCCAAUGCUUUUCCUCUUUGGAGCACAAGAUCUUCGUGUUCCUAUAUCAAAUGGACUUCAGUAUGCCCGUGCUCUGAGAGAGAAAGGAGUUGAAGUCAAAAUCAUUGUAUUUCCAGAGGAUGUACAUGCAAUUGACAGGCCGCAAUCUGAUUUCGAAAGCUUCCUCAACAUUGGCGUAUGGUUUAAGAAGCAUUUAGGUUGAAUUGCCGAUAUGGGAAUAAAAAAUAUGAGAAAAGGGGAAAUAAUUUAUCAUUAGCAAUCAUCUGGACUUUCACAUCCUAAAAUGUGGAUGCAAUUCUAAAGGAAAGGAAAAAAAAAUUGAUCAGGACAACCAAUUGUAAUGGCUUUUGAAUUGUAGAUUAUUAUUAUUCACUAAACUUAAGGCGUGUAACCAUGUUGUUCUCAGGAAA